AGGAUGCCGAGGGAUCCUCAGCUCCUCGGCCGCGGUAAUCUAUAGCGUGCCGGGCGGAUUGAGGGAUCCAGGGCGAUUGUGGGUGUCGUGGGAACCCGCUCCAGCUCUCCUACAUCGAGAAUGCUGUGGGAGGCGGUGGAAGAGUCACGGAGAUUCAUCUGGGAGAAGGAUGGGAUGCCGAGAGGCGGCAUGAUUCUCUCCCGGCUUUUGCUCUUCUCCAGAACCAGCGGCAAUUGGGCUACAGGCGACUGGUGGGAGCAUGUAUUAGAGUAUAGCAAGAGCAUUCGCAGCGUUCUCGACCAGCCCACCCAAGGCAAGGAGGAGAAUACGUCGAUGCUUAAGGCUGUGUGGGAGCUCAUAGAAGUUUUCUAUGUGGACAGAAGCGCGACAUGGUGGCUUCCGGAGCGUCUUGUAGACUGGCUAGCGGAGUAUGACAAAAGUCCUCUUGAGUGAUGAAGACACUGUACAUUCCAAGGUACUGUCGUUCCAGCGGAAGCUUUCCGAGAUUCAAUUUCCCGAAGACGAUGUAGCUUACUGGGAUGCAAUGGCCUCGGCCUUGUCAGUUGGAUGGCUUGACGUUGUUAUAGCGUUCUUGCGGAUGCAUGGAUCGUAUCGAUUGGAUCAGCUUGAUGACUGGCAGACUGAAAAUGGCCUCGUAGAGGCAGUUACAC
Molecule: messenger RNA, 671 nt
Organism: Selaginella moellendorffii
Lineage: Eukaryota; Viridiplantae; Streptophyta; Lycopodiopsida; Selaginellales; Selaginellaceae
Product: nuclear pore complex protein NUP85
Exons: 7
Coding region: 121-453 (110 amino acids)
Source: RefSeq, a predicted model, not a curated record